UUUCAGACCUUCCUCUGCUCAUCAGGUGAGAUAACCUUCCGACAGACCACUUCAAGCGGGUUGGAAACGGUGCGUAAAAACCACUUGACGCGGUCGACGUGACUCUGGUGAUUUUUUAUUUUAGAAAUCCAUCUAUAUUUUUGUACACUGAAGAAUACGUUUAGACGGAAUCAUGAACGAAACCGACUAUGGGCAGUUAUCGCUGACGGAGUACACAUUCGAAAGGCACUUUGAUGAAAGCGUGGCCAUGGAAUGGAUGCAGCAACACUGGAAUAUGGCUUUUGUGUUUUGCGGUCUGUACGCUGCACUUGUGUUUGGCGGACAACACUUUAUGAAGGACCGACAGAAACUGGACCUCCGCAGGCCUAUGAUUCUGUGGUCAUUGAGUCUGGCCAUUUUCAGUAUUGUUGGAGCGGUUCGCACUGGCCUGUACAUGCUCUACAUUCUCCAGAGCUACGGCUUCAAGCAGUCUGUCUGCGAUCGCAGCUUCUACAAUGGACCCAUCUCCAAGUUUUGGGCCUAUGCUUUUGUCCUCAGCAAAGCACCAGAGCUGGGCGACACGGCGUUCAUCGUGCUCCGCAAGCAGCGCCUGAUCUUCCUGCACUGGUACCACCACAUUACCGUGCUGCUCUACUCUUGGUAUUCCUACAAGGACCAGGUGGCCGGCGGCGGCUGGUUCAUGUGCAUGAACUACGCCGUGCACGCCCUGAUGUACAGCUACUACGCCACGCGCGCCGCCGGCUACCGCGUGCCCAAGCCGUGCGCCAUGGUCAUCACCACGGCCCAGAUCGCCCAGAUGGCCAUGGGCCUGACGGUGGUGGGGCUGGUCUACAAUUGGAUGCAGGAUGGCGACUGCCCCUCCUACCUGGACAACAUCGUCUGGGCCUCGCUGAUGUACCUGAGCUACCUGGUGCUCUUCUCCAUGUUCUUCUACCAGACGUACCUGAAGGGGCGCAGAGAAAAGGCCACCAAGGAGGAGUGAGUGGGGCGAAUGGUUGAGCAGCAAUGCCAAUUACAUUCGCACACGUGCGCGCACACACAGGGAUGGAAAGGGAAGGGAAGGGAGCCGAGGAUGAAUUGGGGCCCUUGGUUUUCUCUCUCUCUCUCACACACGCACACGCACACGCACACGCACACACACACACACAGCAGGUGUUGUGUGGGGACCCGUUCUCUCUCCCUUUUCUUCUCUUCUCUCCCUGACACUCUUUAAUUUUGAACCUAAAAUUUCGAUGGCAUUGUUUUUGUUUUAGAAGUAGGCCUAGUGUUCAGUGUGCCAGUGUUUUUAUGUUUUAAAAAUGCUAGGCUUUUGUUUCUAGUGUAAUAUAUUCAAUGGCCUACUAAGGACGCAAAGAGACAACAGAUGGCAUCCAAAAAAAUAGCCUGAGAAUGUAGCCAUCAGGAUUUUAGUCAAUGUCUCGGCACUUUUUAGCUGGCAUUUUGUACAAAGUGGGACCUGCCAGUAACAUAGCCUAUAAUAACUAUGUACAUUUAAGCUCAUACUUGCAGCAAAAAAGGCCUUGAAAGAAUGUGUUUUGUUGGUGUGUGUUUGCGUGGGAGGGAUUCAUUUAGGUCAAAGCUAGGAUAAACUAAACGAAUAUUAUCUCUGAUUGUAUAAACAACGAUUUCGGAGGACAUGCGGGUAUUUGCACGGCCAACUGUCUGUCGAAUGUUUCUAGUUUGUCCCGAGCAAAAAAAAAACCAACCAUGUCCUUGGAUAAGCUGUUGAUAAGUUAUACGCACCAUUGUGCAUCAUGCAUCAUCUGUUGUUCUUAGCUGAUUGAAGAUUAGAUCUUCAUAUCAGAACAGAAUGACAGGGAGAUGUUGAAGGAAUGUGAGGCAGUCUUUUGUUGCGUACUGGCUCGACCGGUCUGCGGUUAAGCCUGCGACUCUGCGUUUUCUUCAUGAUCGACGUGAGAAUGGACACACCUGCAGUUCACACCCCUACCCCAUCCCUAAAUCAUAGCUGACAUUUCUGAAUUCUCUGACGUGCUUGCUGUUGGAGGUGACCUAUGACCUAGUAUGUAUCCCAUGGGGCAUUCUAAGAACAUGGUUGAGCUCUAAACCCACAGCCCUGUGGCUAAACCUGGCUAAGUUGACCUAAAGGGAAUGGUAAACCUGCUGAUAGAUAGCCCACACAUGUCAUGUAGUUAAGAAAAGGAGGCGUCUGGGCCCUUCUAUUAGAUGAUUAACCACUACCUCAAAGUUGAAUGAACCUGGUUUACUACUGAGCCAGGUUCUUGGAAUACCCCCAGAUUACAGUUUAUUUUUGUUUGUUUGUUUGUUUGUUUGUUCUUCAUCCAUAUAUGUACAGAAGUUCAUAGCUGUGCUCUGAGCUUCAUUGAAGCCCACUAUGCUAAUAACUUAUUCAUUAUUUAUUUGAUGAUGACUGAAUGAUGACAUCUCUAGAUUAUGUCGGACAUGUCUCAAUCAUGACUCCUUUUUUGUACUAAAAUAUAUUUAUGUGCUCAUGUAUGUUGCCAUCUGAUGUUUAUAGGCUGCGUUUUGUAUAGCGGUGAGGAUUCAGUUUUGAAGAACACAUUUAUGCAGAGAAGCGUUUUUUUAUAUUUUAUCUUGGGAGAAAAAUCCUCUACCUCAUUCAUGGUUAGUUCAGGAGUUCAAUAGAAUGAACCUGAAUGUCUUCAACGAUCUGUCUUCUGCUCACUUCUGAGAAAUGUCACUCUUACUUUAUUUUCGCUAUUUCCUGUUGCAUUAACUGCUGGUGUCUGGGUUAGCCAAGCUUUUUAUUUCAGGUCCUAGCACUAAUGGUCGGUUCGUUUGACCACUUGGUCUUAUUGUUUACAGUAGAAUGUUCUUCUUUGAUUUUCUUUUUCUGGCAUUAUGUUGACUAUUCCAAGUGGUUGUGAUGAGGAGCUGUUCAUGCUACAUUUGUUGAUGUACUGUCAUAUUGAAUCCUAUUUCACUGAUCUCUUGAGUAAUUUCACAAAACGCAACACUGUGCCAACGGUUUUGGUGCUUUUAGUUUGCUACAAUGUUACUUGUUGUACUGGCCUCCAAUUGAGGCACCUUGGCUAGACUGAGUACAUUGAUUUGUGUCUUUUUGCCGUUUUUUUAAUUGAGGAAGCCUUGCUUCAUGUCCUUUUUUUGUCUGAAGGAGUGUGUUUUUAAAUGAAUGUAUGAUAUAAAAAAUACUUGGUGUAAUAUAAUAAAGCUGCUACUAUUUUA
Messenger RNA from Engraulis encrasicolus (European anchovy), 3186 nucleotides. Its product is annotated as very long chain fatty acid elongase 6-like. The coding region runs from base 173 to 982 and encodes 269 amino acids. The transcript is spliced from 4 exons. Gene Ontology annotation, biological process: very long-chain fatty acid biosynthetic process; fatty acid elongation, monounsaturated fatty acid; fatty acid elongation, polyunsaturated fatty acid. The record is from RefSeq and is a predicted model, not a curated record. Lineage: Eukaryota; Metazoa; Chordata; Actinopteri; Clupeiformes; Engraulidae. Gene Ontology annotation, cellular component: endoplasmic reticulum; endoplasmic reticulum membrane. Gene Ontology annotation, molecular function: fatty acid elongase activity.